AUGGGAUUUCUAUUCAUCCCCCCUAAAAUAACCAGUUUUAACUGUAUUACGUAUUAUACAAACAGUGUACAGUAACGCAAUCCAAAUCCACGUCUUUCAAAUGGAAGAAACCGACGGAUCUCCAGCGCCAAUGGCAGAACCAGUCAACGAAAGACCGAAGAGGAGCAAGAGAAAGUCGUCAAUGGUGGAGACGGACGGGUCCCCAGAGCGCACUUUCAAACGGCCAUCUUUGAGACGAGGAAGCUCUUUCACCUUUCUGACACCUGGACCCCAGUGGGACUUCACACUGAAACGCAAGCGCAGGGAAAAGGAUGAUGCCGAUGCAGUCAGUUUGUGCAGCUUUGACUUCAAGGAACCCUGUACUAAGCGUGUGCGGCCUCUUGGCCGAGUGACCUCGCUGGCGAACCUCAUCUCUCCCGUGAAGAAUGGGGCCGUCCGACGCUUCGGCCAGACCCUCCAGGCCUCAUUCCGGGGUGACGGGCGGUCUCCGGGCGUGCCCCAGCAGAAGCCAUGCAGUAAGGCUGCGGCUCCCACACCACCGAAGCGCCGGAACAGCACGCUCUGGUCAGAGACCCUAGACGUCCACCAGAAAGGAACGUUUUCCACCAAAGAGAUUAAGAGACAAGAGGCAAUUUUUGAGUUGUCUCGAGGAGAACAGGACCUGAUUGAAGACCUGAAGUUAGCCCGAAAGGCGUACCAUGACCCAAUGCUGAAACUUUCUAUUAUGUCUGAAGAGGAGUUAACAGCCAUUUUUGGAGAUUUGGAUGCUUACAUUCCUCUUCAUGAAGAUCUUCUUGCUCAACUGGCAAAGGCCACAGGUACGGAUGGUACGGUGAGACAGAUCGGCAAGAUUGUUGUUGACUGGCUGCCAAGGUUAAAUGCAUACAGAGCAUACUGUAGCAACCAACUAGCUGCCAAAGCCCUGCUCGACCAGAAGAAACAGGACCCAAGAGUUCAGGACUUCCUGCAGCGCUGCCUUGAGUCACCUUUCAGCAGGAAACUAGACUUGUGGAGCUUCCUGGAUAUCCCUCGUUCACGUUUGGUCAAAUACCCCCUUCUUCUGAAAGAGAUUUUAAGACACACACCACCAGAUCACCCAGACAAAGGAAGUCUUGAGCAAGCGAUAAGCGUCAUUCAAGCAGUGCUGGCUGACAUAAACAUGAAGAAAGGGGAGUCAGAAUGUCAAUACUAUAUCGAUAAGCUAGAGUAUUUGGAAGACAAGCAGAAAGACCCACACAUCGAGCAGUGCAAGAGCUUGCUUUGCCAUGGGGAACUUCGCAACAAAAGUGGCACGAAACUGCACGUAUUUCUGUUCACGGAGGUUCUGGUCUUGACACGGCCUGUGACGCGGAAUGACCGCCAUUGCUUCCAGGUGUACCGUCAGCCAAUCCCGGUGCAGGAUCUUGUAUUGGAAGACCUGCAGGAUGGAGACGUCCGCAUGGGAGGAUCAUUCAGAGGAGCCUUUAGUAACGCUGAUAAAGCCAAAAACAUUUUCCGGGUGCGCUUUCAGGAUGCAUCUCAGGGACAGUCACACACACUGCAGGUCAACGAUGUCUUCCACAAGCAACAGUGGCUCAACUGCCUCCGCAAUGCCAUGUCCACCCAGAAGGAUUUGACACUCUCUGAGAAUGAGUCCUUGACCACCCCAACCACCGACUCUUCUUCUGUCUCCACUGUCAUCCAAAUGGAUGAAAUGGAUGAGAACUGUCCACGGGCCGCAGCCUCCGCCCCUUCCUCCCCCAGCUCUGAGGAGCCCCCCAGUCCUACACCAUCUGCCACCUCCACCCUCUCCUCAUCCUCAUCAUCGUCUUCAAUAUCCGCCCCCUUUGCCCCCCGCAAAUCCAAAAAGGACAAGCGUUCGCUCUGCCCAUUGGGCAAGAGGAAGGAGACCAUGGUGUAGAUGGAGUGGCACCAUGUGGAGGACUUGUAUUUAUGUGUGUGUAUGGUUUUUACAGCAGUGUUUCUGUGUUACUGUCCACAAUGGCAGCUAUUACUACCAAAUCCCUCCCCCCCAACAAACCCUCCUUGGUCCACAUGGGCCGCACCAGUACCAGAAAGACAGUAUUUGUGAGGCGACUGUGUGGAUCUCAAGGGAUUGAAGAUUGAAGACGCAUCCCAAUCACUAUGAAACACUUUGUUUUGUGUGAAAGCGCAAGAUCACACAACUUGUCUUGUUUACUGUUAGUUUGGUCGAUUUAUUUUAUUAAUAAUGAUUUUUCUUUUUGUAAUUAAAGUUUAUCUUUUUUUAAACUUCUCAAUAAGAUAUUUACUGUAGCUCUUUUUGUUUUUAUUAAAAGCACUGUGUUUAGCUUUUAGAAGGGAAUACCACCCACUGAGAGGGGAAAAAAUAGACGAAAUAUCCAAAGCAAUGAAAAUUACUGAAUCAAAGCUCUACAGGAAGACAAGUCUUACAAGUACAUUCCCAUUAAACAUUUUUUUUAAUCAGCUCCAUUUUAUAUUUAAAUCAGAAGGUAUAGUUUUUAUCAAAACAAAUGCUGUCAUAUGCUUUAUAAAUUUCCAAUUGGAAAAUUUGCUCUUUUGUUUAUACAAAAAACCCAAAAUCUGAGCCAUAUUUGUUUUCCACCCCCUUAAAAUGAUGGAUGACUUUCAAUGUAGCAUCUUGCAUGGAGCUUUACUUGUUGAGUCCUGCCUGUAUUAUCAUGAGGGCCCAGUGCAUGUACAUGCCUGUCGAAGCAGAAAGUUGAUGUAAAGUGGACUGUCGUGUAAAAAGUUGAAUGAGGGCUAGAGAAAUGUUGAGUUGAGAUUUAGAAGGAAGCUUUGAAUAGAGUUGGAAAUGACUAGAUGGACUUGAUGAUUGACGCUACUUGAUAUUAGCAACCAUCCAUGGAUUUUGGUUUGCUGUUAUUUUUCAUUUCGUAGUGUCUUCAUGAAGUAGGAACGUUUGAAACACUGGUUUAAAAGCCACGAUGUUGUUUUGAGAAGGAAGAUGAAAAGUAUGUUUAGGAGAAUGAACUGUUAAAGAAGGUUAAAGUAUGUUAUGACCACUUCAAAAAAAUGUCUGUAAAAGUUUGUAACCGAGUGGAAUAGAUGUAAAUUAUUCAGAAGGACUGCGGUGUACUGUUUGUACAGUAUGUGGUGUAAAAAUCAACUAUUAAAAGAACAAUAAAGGUCUGUGUAAGAUUUGCAUCUGACAA
Messenger RNA from Danio aesculapii, 3155 nucleotides. It is a transcript of the gene net1, whose product is annotated as neuroepithelial cell transforming 1. The transcript is spliced from 11 exons. Gene Ontology annotation, molecular function: guanyl-nucleotide exchange factor activity. The record is from RefSeq and is a predicted model, not a curated record. Gene Ontology annotation, biological process: positive regulation of Rho protein signal transduction; intracellular signal transduction. NCBI's taxonomy places the organism in Eukaryota, Metazoa, Chordata, Actinopteri, Cypriniformes, Danionidae. The coding region runs from base 101 to 1900 and encodes 599 amino acids.